AUGAAUGUUCUGAGACCCGAGACCUUCAAAGGCCAGAGUUCUGGUAAAUCUUCGGUGUUGGAAAGCGUGGUGGGCAGAGAUUUCUUGCCUCGUGGAUCUGGUAUUGAUACGAGGAGGCCACUGGUGUUGCAACUUCAUAAGAUAGAAGAUGGUCAGACUGAGUAUGCGGAGUUUCUUCAUGCUCCUAGAAAGAAGUAUACUGAUUUUGCUGCUGUGCGUAAGGAGAUCCAAGAUGAGACAGAUCGUAUUACUGGGAAAUCUAAGCAAAUAUCUAACAUUCCAAUUCAUCUGAGCAUAUAUUCUCCAAAUGUUGUAAACUUGACAGUCAUAGAUCUUCCUGGGUUGACAAAGGUUGUUGUAGAGGGACAACCGGAAACCAUUGUUGAAGAUAUUGAAAAUAUGGUCCGCUCUUAUGUUGAGAAGGUGAGUACAUGAAACAUUUCUUUUUUAUUUCUCUCUGUUCUUUUUUUAUAUUUUUAUUUUUGAAUUCGAAAUAAAUGGUGGCAGUUUUCCUAGCUCAUGUAGUCACUUGAUAAACCA
Humulus lupulus (European hop) is the source of this 540-nucleotide messenger RNA. Its product is annotated as phragmoplastin DRP1C-like. Gene Ontology annotation, molecular function: microtubule binding; GTPase activity; GTP binding. The record is from RefSeq and is a predicted model, not a curated record. Gene Ontology annotation, cellular component: membrane; cytoplasm; microtubule. NCBI's taxonomy places the organism in Eukaryota, Viridiplantae, Streptophyta, Magnoliopsida, Rosales, Cannabaceae. The transcript has 6 exons. The coding region runs from base 1 to 435 and encodes 144 amino acids.